Molecule: messenger RNA, 3558 nt
Organism: Neurospora tetraspora
Lineage: Eukaryota; Fungi; Ascomycota; Sordariomycetes; Sordariales; Sordariaceae
Exons: 7
Coding region: 1-3558 (1185 amino acids)
Biological process (GO): carbohydrate metabolic process
Molecular function (GO): chitin binding; hydrolase activity, hydrolyzing O-glycosyl compounds
Source: RefSeq, a predicted model, not a curated record
AUGCUAAAUCUGCGGCAACCGGCCUCCGUAUCCUACCGGGGGCGAGACGACUGCCCCACGCUUUGCAGUGUUACUGGGCCUGAUCCGGGCAGUUGGCCGGCUUACCACAGCCUGAGCCAGGUGGCGCGCUGCAAGGAGACGGUUUUCUACCACUUCUCCAUCUAUGACGAUGUGGAUGACGGCAGCUCGGGACAUCGCAUCUACGCCUGUACGUCGUACGGUGCACAUGCGCCUCAGAAGCCUGGUGCGAAUAUGAACCAGAUGAAUGCGAACGCGAAUCCAACGCACACGCCGACCAACGUCACAUUUGAGUUGGGCGGCUGGAAUGAGACGGCUCCCCAUCGUGGCGUCGACCUGCGCAGUCUGUCCAAGUCGGUACGGCGCGCUCUGGCAGCCGGCUAUACAUCGGACGACAAGCAGUCGUUGGUGCUGUUUGUGCAAACCGUCACUGGCACUGCCGGCGUCUACCUCGGCAAGAACGUCAACAUCCAGUCCACGGCGCCAGAUGCACUAAUUGCUUUCGAGAAUGCGCUGUACGCUUCCAACAACACGGGCGGCAGCAAGGCCAUACAGCUGUGCGGGCACGACUACGACGGCGACCACGUCGUUGGCUUCAUCGCUACGAGCAACACAUCUUUCACCCCCGUACAGCAGGCGAUUCGGUCAUGGAAGAACGCUACUUGCCUGUCUUUCGACACGGUGCGGAACAUACCCGGGACAGUCGAUUUCACGACGCCGUUGGUGUUACCGUCUAACGCAACGAUCAAGGGGACCGACAGGAGCAACUCAACCUACAGCGCCAGCACAGCCUUGCGGGCGAUUCGCGGCACCAACCUACAGACCCGCGCCGACUGUAGAACCAUCCAGGUGGCCUCGGGUGACAGCUGCGCGAAGUUGGCGACCAAGUGCGGCAUCUCGCCCAGCGAUUUUACAAAGUACAACCCGGAUUCAAAGCUUUGCUCCUCGCUGAUGCCCCUACAGCACGUGUGCUGCUCGUCCGGUACGAUGCCCGACUUCACGCCCAAGAAAAACAGCGACGGAUCGUGCGCAUCAUACGCCGUUGUACAGGACGAUACGUGUUCGGCCAUCGCGGCCGCCAAUAGCCUGACAGUCGACAAGAUCGAGAGUUUCAACAAACAGACGUGGGGAUGGAGCGGCUGCAGUCGACUGAUGGCCCAGGCAGUCAUCUGCCUCAGUGACGGUACGCCGCCCAUGCCGGCCCCGCUGGCCAAUGCUGUGUGCGGACCGCAGAAGCCCGGUACUAAGAAGCCCAAUAAUAUGGAUGAUAUACAAAAGCUCAAUCCAUGCCCGCUCAACGCCUGUUGCGAUGUCUGGGGCCAGUGCGGCAUUACGGCCGAGUUUUGCACUGAUACAAAUACGGGCGCCCCCGGCACGGCCAAGCCAAACACCAAUGGCUGCAUCUACAAUUGCGGUACUAACGUGGUUAAGGGUAAGGCGCCCGCUCAGUGGAUCAGUCUGGGCUACUAUGAAGGCUACAGCUUGGGCGGCCGCAAUUGCCUAUAUCAGGACGUGCGGCAGAUCGAUACUACCAAGUUCUCUCACAUACACUUUGCCUUCGGUGACAUUACCCCGGACUUCAAGGUAUCAGCGGGCGAUGUUAUCAGUACGUACGAAUUCGAAGCCUUCCGAAGUAUGACCAACGUCCACCGCGUGAUAUCCUUCGGUGGCUGGGCCUUCUCGACAGGGGCCGCUACUUACAACAUCUUCCGGACUGGCGUUACAGCCGCUAAUCGCAUGACCCUCGCAACCAAUAUUGCCAACUUCGUCAAAGAUAAAGGCCUGGACGGCGUGGAUAUCGACUGGGAAUACCCUGGCGAACCUGACAUCCCGGGUCCUCCACCGGGCGCCGAUGACGAAGGCACCAACUACCUCGCCUUCCUGGUUGUGCUGAAGAACCUGUUGCCCGGUAAGACCGUGUCUAUCGCCGCACCGGCAUCUUACUGGUACCUCAAACAAUUUCCCAUCGCUCGAAUCUCCAAGGUGGUCGACUACAUUGUGUUUAUGACGUACGAUCUACACGGCCAGUGGGACUACGGCAAUAAGUGGGCGCAAGAAGGCUGUGCGAACGGCAAUUGCCUGCGUAGCCACGUCAACUUGACCGAGACAAAGACGGCUCUAGCUAUGAUCACCAAGGCCGGUGUGGACUCGGGCAAGGUCGUCGUCGGUGUCAGCAGCUAUGGCCGCUCCUUCAACAUGGCUGAGGCCGGCUGCUACAGCAAGGAUUGCUUCUUUACCGGCUCGGCGACGGCAUCCGACGCCUCGAAGGGUCCCUGUACCGAUACAGCGGGCUACAUCUCGAACGCCGAGAUCAACGACAUCAUCGUGAACAACGCCAGCCGCGUCAACCAGAACUUCAUCGACAGCACUAGCAACAGCCGCAUCGUCGUCUACGAUAAUAACCAGUGGGUCGCCUUUAUGGAUGACAGCAUCCGUACCGCCCGUACCGCAAUCUACAAGGGGCUCGGCAUGGGUGGUACCACCAACUGGGCCACCGACCUGGAGAAGUAUCACGACGCGCCCUCAAUGAGCAAGGACUGGAGCGCCUUUAGGCUCAGCAUCAAGAGAGGCGACAACCCCUACGCUGAGGGCGACCGCCACGGCAACUGGACCGACCUUAAAUGCACCGACCCGGCGAUACAGAAUGCCGCUCACAUACCCCCUCAAGAGCGAUGGAACAUGUUGGACGGAUCCGACGCCUGGAAGGAUGUCAUGGAAGUGUGGCGUCUCUACACCAUCCACGGGCCUGAAUCGGCCGACUGCGGCUCGCUGGCCGCGCUCAAUAACUGCGAGCAGACCCUGCAGUGCACCAGCAACUUUGAGAGCGGCGGUUCUGGCGCCGUUGCAUAUGAGAUCUGGAACUCUAUGGUCAUCAUCCAUGAGGCACGUAAGAAGCGGAAAGCUUGGAUGUACGCCACCUAUGUCACUGCCCUGUACCAGGCCGCUGCAACAGCACUAGACCCGGCACUUAAGGACUUUGAGAACCAGUUUGCUCCCAUUCCAAAGAAAUUUGACGACACGUGGCUUGGGAUUCUCCUAGCGUGCGUGAGUCUAGUGGGUACCGUAGGCGUGUCCGGCUUCUUCAACACGGUUCUCAAGUCCAUGCCGUACUGGAGAGCCAACUCGGUCUCAUAUGACAACUGGAAGGACACGGCUAAGGCGCUUGUUUCCUUUGGCACCUCAAUUGCCGGAACCCUUACGGGCAAAGACGACAAAAAUGGUGCUUGGACUCCCGAGAAGCAAGACGCCUUCUCGGAUUACAUGGGUAACGCAGUCAGCGCAUGGGACAAGGUCACUGAAAUGUCGCUCAAGCAGCUAUUCAACGGCGAACCCGAGAACGUAGAACUGCUGACGAGCUUGAUUGCGAACGGUCAUUUCGUUGAUGGCUCCGUCGGCGGUGGUCUCUCCAGCCCUGGGGAUGCCCUUGACACAUCGCACGACUCUCCCAUGAUGGUGGAUGUGAGGGCCAGCAUUUCCAAGGCCUUCUUUGCCUUCGCCAUCCCGAGCAUUUGGUCCGUCUCGGGCACGACGGCCUCAUGA